Messenger RNA from Bactrocera tryoni, 501 nucleotides. RefSeq names its product larval cuticle protein A2B-like. The record is from RefSeq and is a predicted model, not a curated record. The transcript is spliced from 2 exons. Bases 1 to 501 code for a protein of 166 amino acids. Gene Ontology annotation, cellular component: extracellular matrix. Lineage: Eukaryota; Metazoa; Arthropoda; Insecta; Diptera; Tephritidae.
AUGGCAUUCAAAUUUAUCGCCUUCUUCGCACUCUGCAUCGCUGCCGCCAGCGCCGGUGUCAUCGCACCAGCUGCUCCAUUGGCCGCCGUUGCAGCCGCACCAUUGGCUGUUGCUGCCCGCGUUGAGGAAUACGACCCACACCCACAAUACACCUACGGCUAUGAUGUCAAGGAUGCUCUCUCCGGUGACUCGAAAACCGCUGUGGAAACCCGUGAUGGUGAUAUCGUUCAAGGCCAAUACUCACUGAAUGACGCUGAUGGUUACCGUCGUAUCGUGGACUACACCUCCGACCCAAUUAACGGUUUCAACGCUGUUGUCCGUCGUGAGCCUUUGGUUGCUCCCGUCGUUGCUGCCGCUGCACCAGUAGUUGCUGCCCCAGCUCCCAUCGUCAGAGCCGCUCCUUUCGCCGCACCAGUUGUCGCCGCCCCUGCUCCCCUCGUCGCCGGACCAGCUGUAGUGAAGACCCAAUUCGCAUCUCCACUCAUCUCUUAUGCCUAUUAG